AUGAGCACAGACAGGAGAGGCUGGACCGUAUUUCAAAGACGACAAGAUGGAAGUCAAGAUUUCUACCUUGGAUGGUCAGACUAUAAAGCAGGCUUUGGUGAUAUUAACGGCGAGUUCUGGCUGGGGCUUGAUAAAAUACGUUAUUUGACCAAAUCUGGCCAAAAUGUUUUAAGAGUUGAUUUGAUGGAUUUUAAUGGCACUGAAAUUCACGCUAAAUAUGGGACGUUUAGUGUGGCUGAUGAACCAGACAAAUACAGAUUAAGUAUUGGCAAUUUUUCAGGUGAUGCAGGUGAUUCUCUGGCUGACCACAAUCAUAUGCAGUUCACUACCAGGGAUAGUGACAAUGAUAUAUUUAAGAGUGAUAACUGUGCUGUGAAAAGUAAAGGAGCUUGGUGGUACAACAAAUGUCAUCGUUCCAGCCUCAAUGGCCUGUACCUGGGUGAAGUUAAGAAACAAACAUUCACUAAGGAAGGCAAAAAGCACGUGUGUGAUAUUCGGGAUAGAGACAAGAUCAAUGUUGUGAACUGUCAACUGACCAACAUCAUUGGAAAGAAAGAUCACACCGCAAUGACGGGAGAAGGCGAAUGGAUCUUAAUGCUCGAUGAUAAAGCGGAAAAGAGAAGAAAUGACAUUUUAAACUCAGCCACCAGCUGUGCACACCUGUAUAACAAAGGAGUGAGGAAAGAUGGUGUUUAUACAAUCGAUCCUGAUGGCCUGGGGUCGUUUCAAGUCAGAUGUGAUAUGAGCACAGACGAGGUGGGCUGGACUGUGUUUCAAAGAAGACACGAUGGAAGUCAAGAUUUCUUCCUUGGAUGGUCAGACUAUAAAGCAGGCUUUGGUGAUUUGAGCGGUGCUAAACGUUACGCUAAAUAUGGAACGUUUAGUGUGGCUGAUGAAUCGGACAAAUACAGAUUGAAUAUUGGAAGUUAUUCAGGCGACGCAGGCGAUUCUCUUGCUCUUCACGAUCAAAUGCAGUUCACUACAAAGAAUAAUGACAAUGAUGCUUCGAGUAGUAAUUGUGCUACCGUGUCCAAUGGAGCUUGGUGGUACAAAGGCUGUUAUGAGUCCAACCUCAAUGGCCUGUACCUGGGUGAAGAUAAGGUCAUUCGUAAGCUCAAACUGGAUGAAUGCAUUUAUACCGAAUUGUUGCAAUCAUCUUAG
This is a messenger RNA of Dendronephthya gigantea, 1161 nucleotides long. RefSeq names its product angiopoietin-2-like. The coding region runs from base 1 to 1161 and encodes 386 amino acids. NCBI's taxonomy places the organism in Eukaryota, Metazoa, Cnidaria, Anthozoa, Malacalcyonacea, Nephtheidae. The transcript has 9 exons. The record is from RefSeq and is a predicted model, not a curated record.